CAUUAAUUUGAUGGCACAUAAUUUGACAACGAGUGCUAGACAGGCAACAAAAGAUCAAAUAAUUCUCUGUUUCGAUUGAAACAGAGAACUGAAGAAGAACCAAUGGAAAUUUAAUAUAAAAAAUCUGACAUUUUAUAAAACAACAAUAAAGAUAAAAGGAAAAAACGGGUGGUGAUUUGAGUUUGAUUUGCAGUUAGCCAAAGCAAAGCGAUGACACUUCAAGCAACUUCCUGCAACUUUGGAGCCAUUUCAUCUCUGCUUCGUCCUCCUAAAAUUUCCCGUCAUCGUUUCGUGAUCAGAGCUGAAGUGGAACCGUCAGAGAAAUCUGUGGAAAUCAUGAGGAAAUUCUCAGAACAAUAUGCACGUCGCUCAGGAACCUAUUUCUGUAUGGAUAAGGGAGUUACUUCUGUUGUAAUCAAGGGAUUGGCGGAGCAUAAAGAUUCGUUGGGUGCGCCACUUUGCCCUUGUAGGCAUUAUGAUGACAAAGCUGCCGAGGUCAGUCAGGGAUUUUGGAAUUGUCCAUGCGUUCCUAUGAGAGAGAGAAUGUCACUGCAUGCUCUUUCUCACUCCGGAUAACGACUUUGCUGGCCAAGAUCAGACCAUAACAUUGGAAGAAAUCAAGGAAACAACAGCAAACAUGUAACACUUGACGGUUUCAAAUUUUGUUUCUUAAACGGUCAUAACUUGUUUUUUGGCCCUCGAAAAAAGAAAAACAGAACAGAGGUCGAAUUUUAUAUGUAUAUUUGUAUGUCAACAGGGGGAUAAAUUCUUUUUUUUUUUGUUGCACCUCCUAUAAUAUGCUAUUAUAGUUAUUAGCUAUUUGUAUCAACCUUCUAAUUGCUGCCAUUGAUUUUGGAAUUCUUUGGGCUAUAAAACUUGUGAGUUGUACAA
Molecule: messenger RNA, 891 nt
Organism: Gossypium raimondii (Peruvian cotton)
Lineage: Eukaryota; Viridiplantae; Streptophyta; Magnoliopsida; Malvales; Malvaceae
Product: ferredoxin-thioredoxin reductase catalytic chain, chloroplastic
Exons: 6
Coding region: 211-576 (121 amino acids)
Molecular function (GO): oxidoreductase activity, acting on iron-sulfur proteins as donors
Source: RefSeq, a predicted model, not a curated record